AUGGCACCCUUAGGUGUUAUUACGGCAGUUGUAUCCGCGAUCCGAGUCCGCGGCGGAUCUUCCUUACGCGCAUUCAUUGGUCGAGCGCAGGAGGGAGGCGGUAUCGCUGAGGCGGAGCUUUGCUCGUCUACCAGUCGCGAUGUCUGCGAACUAUACAACAACGGCGCUAUCGUUAGGGUAUUUGGACACCCUAAGAUCCUUGAGAUUAUUUAUGAUCGCAAGGCCUCAGAGGAAGAAUUUUCUAGGGACGACCCAAUACCGUCGGAAUGCGGCAUUUACCUUUCUCGAGAAUACCUUGGAAAAAGAAGGUUUGGUACCUUUGACGAGUAUGAGAAAACUGCUUUUGGUACUUGGGCCAAAAAACCAUCUGAUGAUGAUGAAGAAACCCAGGCACUCGCACCUGACAACGCAUUUGCCCCAAACCCCAAUCUCUCAUUCAAUAUAGGGAUAAGAAGAUCGCCUGAAAAGCUUACGUGGCUAGGAGCUGCUGUUGCAUUCCUUGCGCAAGCAUCCGUCAUAGUUUUUGGAGGUCUUGUCACAUCAUGGGGCUGGAAGAAAGAUGAAAAUGUGCCGCCCCGUUGGGCCUUUCCUCUGAUGUCAUUCGGAACAGUCGCAUUAUGCGGCGGAAUGUUCUACUGCGCGUUCUUGGUGGAAACCAGCACCGAGGAAAAGAUGUUCCGCAGGGUGGUCAGCAAAGAUAAUGACGUGGAUGCAAAAGAACAUUCAUCCACUUCCACUCUCUAUGUGGUUCAGCCAGGAAACCAGACUAUAGGGGAUCAAACUUUCAACUCGUUCUUGUUUGACGAUUCUACAGCUCCGAUAAACCAAUACAUCACAUCCCGGAGGGCACCGAAACAGGUUGACAAUCAGCUAGGAGUAUGGAUUGCGAUUUCCGCAACGAUUUUCGGUUUUGUCCUCCAGUUUGUGGGCCUGAGAGCCAUGCAUUCGGCCGUUUCUGUUCUUCAACUUGGGGUGAUUAUAAUCGUCAGUCUUAUCCGCGCAGGAUUGAGGACACAACGCUUGCGCAACAAACACAACCUCUUGCAUAAUCGUUCAGACGAAGUAGAGGGCCAUGAGCUGGAUUGGCUGGCUUUGCAAAUGGGAAAACAUGGAAAAUACAAGGACAAGCACUUUAGCUGGGUCGUUAGCAGUCCGGUCUCAAACGUGGACUCCGCCGAUAAUCACAAAAAUAGUUCAGAAGGCAACGGCAUCGAUCAUGACAACAGUCUCUCCAAGGAGCCCGAUCAGUAUUCUCAGAAGGACGUAAAAGUCGACAGAGAGACCAAGAUAGCCUCAAAAAAGAGUUCAGAACUAGGCUCAAUUGCAAGAACGUUCCACCUCCGAUCCCGGUUGGCAGAAUUGACAAGCCAUACAAGGCUCAAAAAGUCAAAAUCGUCGACAGCAUGGGAUGAUCGCCUGGUGCCUGUGCGGCAACUGGCUCAAAAGUUGAGGAACGCGAUUGAGAGUAGCAUCAAAAUUCUUUUGCCGAAAGAAUCACGCUCAAGUACCGAAUCACUUUCGUGGAAUCUCUUUGUGGCAGAAUAUGUCUGCGGAGAGUCCUCGUCUAGCACUGAAAGAAUCUCGCUUAGUAUACCACUCCAAGGUAGCAACGAGAAGCCUGAGGCAUGGGACAUACUGCAACGGCAUCUAGAGGCCGUUUUGGGCCUAUGGAUAUGGUCAAUCAUGUCCGACCCUCGGUUGGAGGAGCGUGACAAGUUCGACUACAGGGUAUCGAAAGCGUCGGAAUUACGUUCUGCUCGCAUCAUAGCCAUUGGAACGACUGAGGAAAUGAAUCGUGCGAGAAUAGAAAUAGGCCUUUGGACUGAUGAUUUUCCUACAACAACAGAGAGGGAGUUGACGGCGGAGAGUGAUCGGAUGCAAAGGGGGCCAGACAAUCUAUGGAAGACUCAGACAAAGAAGACACCAGACGAAGAACAGAUUCACAACUCACUGGAAACGUCAAGUUCAGUAACCUCCUGUACUAACUCGCUGUUGCGCCUCUUCGGUUGGCAACUCUCAACGACGCCAUCUUCCAACUGCUUGCCGACCGAGACGUAUGCCUUGACAGUUAAUCUCAACCAUUCCAUUUCUACAGCUUGCGCCCACGACAUAUACCAGUCGUUCCUUUGUGCCGCGGCAGAAGUUCUCGAUUACAUUGAAGGACCGGUACAGUACUCAAAGGGAAGUAGAGGCUUCUUCCUUGAGCAUGAAGUGAUUUCCGGUCUCGCGGAAUGCUUCCAGAAAAGUAGCCUUGGUUCCUCUGAAGAUGCUUUAUCCGUUAUCCUUCCAGCGCUACGAUACCGAUCCAAGUUGCCUCCUGUCACGGCCGCUCUUCCUAGGGUCUACAAUGAAGCUGAAGACCUGAGGAAAAAGAAAAGUUUCAAGGAGGCGGAGGAUGUGCUCAAAUGGGCCUGGGAAAACGCAGGGAAAAUGAUGGGGGAAGAGAGGACUGCCGGAUUAGAAGCAAUUAUGCUACAAUUCGGUGAACUUUACCGGAAUGCGCUAUUUUGCAAAGAUGAAGCCCAAGAAUUAUUCGCUAAAAAGGGAAUUUCCUGGAUGAAUGAAGAAUCACACAAAAGCUCACACGACUCGCUUGCGAUGAUUUCGGAUCGCUACGUAGCGCUCUGGCAAGGAGAAGUGGACAAGUCGAAGCAAGUAAAAGCCGAAGAUAUUAUCGGUCCACUCUCAAGGGGCGAUAGAACGAAUACUCUAGCGUUGAUCAGCCAAGCCACAGAACUCGUAUACCGGGAUGGCGACGGUCGCACAGUUCUAUCCUGGGCAGCUCAGCAAGGUUGGCCAGAAGUUGUCAAAGCAGCUAUAGAUAUUGGCUCAGCGAUCGACUCCGAGGAUAAAGAUAGAAGAACCCCAUUGAGCUACGCUGCUGAGCGCGGGCAUGGCGAGAUAGUGAGAAUUUUGAUGAAUAAUCGGGCCCUCCCAGUGGAUUCAUCUAAUCGAACUCCUCUUUCGCAUGCUUCUGCCGGUGGUUAUGUGGCUGUAUUGGGCGAGUUGCUCCCUGAUCCUCGUGUGAACAUCCACGAGACUGACGAUAACGGAUACUCAGCCUUGCACUGGGCUGCGGAGAAAGGUCAUGAGAAAGCAAUCGAACUGCUCUUGAAGCAUAAGGCCUACAUAGAUGCAUUCGACAGGAAUGGCUACACCCCUUUGAUUGCCGCGCUGCUCGGACGCCAAAAAGGCGUUGCAGAUUUACUGAUAGAAGAAAAGGCAGAUCACAAGAUCAAAAUCGAUUCUAUUGAGGCGUGGCGUUGGGCUAUCAGAGAAGGGGAGUGGAUGUGUGCUGAAAAACUACUCCGGCUGUUAAAUAAGGAGGACCAGAACAGCACGUCGAGUAUCAAAAGGAGAAGAGCUAUUGUAUUGAAACUAACUCACCGGGAUUUACCUCUCAGAGUUAGAGAGGAUUCUCCGGUGCAAGUGCCGGAGUCCGUCCUCUCGACGUGUAUUAUUGAUGAAAAUGGUAGACAGGCCUCAAUCUCCGCCGACUCAGUCCAACUCGCCGUCGACAAUCGCUACUAUGUCAAUAUCUGGCUGUACGAGGUUUCUGAAGGAGGACAGACAUGGAAAAGCCUUGAUUUCAACAAUGAGAGGUUAAUCAAAAUAGUUGGUUGGCUGUUAAGUGAGGGUGGAGAACAAGUCAAAAUCACGCAAGACAUCGUCGAGGCGGCCGCGAGAGACACUGAAUUCGGUGAGGAGCUAAUGAAGCUAUUGCUUGAGGAACGAGGGGAUGAGAUUACGAUUACAGAAGAAGUCGUCAAGGCAGCUGUAGGGAACCAGGCUUAUGGGGAGUCUAUAUUCAGGCUAUUGCUUGAGAAACGAGGGGAGAUUGCGAUUACAGAAGAAGUCGUCAAGGCAGCUGUAGGGAACCAGGCUUAUGGGGAGCCUAUAUUCAGGCUAUUGCUUGAGAAACGAGGGGAGAUUGCGAUUACAGAAGAAGUCGUCAAGGCAGCUAUAGGGAACCAGGCUUAUGGGGAGCCUAUAUUCAGGCUAUUGCUUGAGGAACGAGGGGAUAAGAUUGCGAUUACAGAAGAAGUCGUCAAGGCAGCUGUAGGGAACCAGGCUUAUGGGGAGCCUAUAUUCAGGCUAUUGCUUAGGGAACGAGGGGAUGAGAUUGCGAUUACAGAAGAAGUCGUCAAGGCAGCUGUAGGGAACCAGGCUUAUGGGGAGUCUAUAUUCAGGCUAUUGCUUGAGGAACGAGGGGAUGAGAUUACGAUUACAGAAGAAGUCGUCAAGGCAGCUGUAGGGAACCAGGCUUAUGGGGAGUCUAUAUUCAGGCUAUUGCUUGAGGAACGAGGGGAUGAGAUUACGAUUACAGAAGAAGUCGUCAAGGCAGCUGUAGGGAACCAGGGUUAUGGGGAGUCUAUACUAAGACUAUUGCUUGAGGAACGAGGGGAUAAGAUUGCGAUUACAGAAGAAGUCGUCAAGGCAGCUGUAGGGAACCAGGUUGAUGGGAAGUCUAUACUAAGACUAUUGCUUGAGGAACGAGGGGAUAAGAUUGCGAUUACAGAAGAAGUCGUCAAGGCAGCUGUAGGGAACCAGGCUUAUGGGGAGUCUAUAUUCAGGCUAUUGCUUGAGGAACGAGGGGAUGAGAUUACGAUUACAGAAGAAGUCGUCAAGGCAGCUGUAGGGAACCAGGUUGAUGGGAAGUCUAUACUAAGACUAUUGCUUGAGGAACGAGGGGUUGAAGUUACGAUUACAGGAGAUGUUAUUGAGGCGGCUGCAAUGAAUUCUAUGUCCGGAAAAAGGAUAAUGGAGUCAUUGCUCAGUGGAAAGGCAGAGAUCAAAGUCUCACAUAAGCUUGUGGAGGUUCUUGCCCGCACAUUUGAAGAGGAUUGGAUGCAGUCAAUAUGGUUGAUGUGGUCACAGCCGUCCGAGGAUAGUCAAGAAGCUAGGGAAGAUAUGGUUAGAGAAGCCAUCUUGAGGAGGUUUGCAGGUAGUCAGGAGGAGCGCGACAUGAAAAGACCGCCUACACACUUUCUGAGUGCGUGGCCAUAA
This is a messenger RNA of Colletotrichum truncatum, 5007 nucleotides long. The record is from RefSeq and is a predicted model, not a curated record. Lineage: Eukaryota; Fungi; Ascomycota; Sordariomycetes; Glomerellales; Glomerellaceae.